AUGGUCAACAGAACAAAAAAGUCCCGGUUUCUUGCCGUUGUCGUCGCCGGCGCGCUGACCGCCGGACUCGCGGCCGAGACCGUCGCGCAGGAUCGUCUCACCAUGGCUCUAACGGGUGAUUCGAUCAUCACCCGCAAGCUGAGCGUCUACGAGGAGCCGGAGUUCCUGCGGAUGAUCGACCUCCUGCGCGGCGCCGACCUGGCGUUCACCAACCUGGAGAUCCUCUUCCACGACUGGGAGUCCUACCCGAUGAGUUCGAGCGGCGGCACCUACAUGCGGGCCCAGCCGGAACUCGUGCAGGAGUUCGUGUGGGCCGGGAUUGAUAUGGGAUCGCUGGCUAACAACCACUCCGGGGACUACGGCCCACCGGCCAUGCUACUCACCGAGAAGUACGUCCGGGAGGCCGGCAUGGUCGCCGCAGGAGUCGGGCGCAGCCUGGCCGAGGCCCGCGAGGCCAAGUUCAUCGAGACCAAGGACGGCCGGGUGGCGCUGAUUUCGCUCGCCUCGACCUUCCCCAACCACUCGAUGGCGGGCAAGUCGCGUGACGACAUCCCGCCACGGCCGGGAUUGAAUCCGCUACGCCACAUCCGGACCUACGAGGUCACGAAGGACCAGCUCGAGGGCGUCCGCGCCACCAUGCGCGACCUCAAGAUGAACCCGCCCGCGGAGGGAACGAGCCUGAACUUCCUGCGCAACCGGUUCGAACUCGCGGAUGCGCCCGGGGUCCGGACCGAGCCGCACCCCGAGGACAUGGCGGAGAUCGCCAUGAUCGUCAGCAACGCGAGGCGCCAGGCCGACCACGUGAUGUUCCUCGAGACCUUCGCCAGGGCGAUGGUGGACGCCGGAGCCUCCAUCUUCGUGGGGCACGGACCCCACGCGCUACGCGCCAUCGAGAUGUACAAGGGGGUGCCGAUCCUCUACAGCCUCGGGGACUUCGUUUUCCAGAACGAGACCCUCCAGCGGCUGCCGUACGAGAACUACCACGGGGUCGGACUGAACGAGAGCGACGGCCUCGCCGACUUCAACGAGGCCCGCUACAACAACGACACCACCGGGUUCCCCACCAUCCCCGAGAUCUGGGAGGCGGUCAUCGCGGUGCCCGAGUGGAGCGGACAGCAACUGGUCGAGUUGACGCUCCACCCGAUCAGCCUCGGAUACGGACAGCCGCGCCAUGUCCGCGGCCGGCCGAUGAUGGCGGAGGGCCCCCUCGCCGACAAGAUCCUCCAGGAUCUGGUACGUCUCUCGGAACCCUACGGGACGCAGUUCGAGAUCCGCGACGGCGUCGCCCGGGUGGUACUGCCACCGGAGACAACCGACGAACAGCAGUAG
Molecule: messenger RNA, 1329 nt
Organism: Geodia barretti
Lineage: Eukaryota; Metazoa; Porifera; Demospongiae; Tetractinellida; Geodiidae
Source: the annotation of a GenBank genome assembly